AGUACAGCUCCGUUGCCCUGACAGAGAGAGAGAUAGGCUGUGUAAAUGGGACAAUAAGUUGAUGGUGUUGAUGACUACGGUCUCUGAAUAGACGAUGUCAUCAAAGAUGGUCGGUUGCCGUUCGAAAUCAUGCCCGACAUGAGUUCAAACUUAGCAUCUGCAAACUCCCGCAAGGUUUGAUGCUCCAUUCGUUCGCUGGAAGAAGAAUCUUGGCUCUGCACCCAUGGUUGAGUGGCGUUCACAGUCGAUCUGCAUUCCUCAGGGCAGUGGGUCCCCUUCGGUGGAGCCCGUUUCGAUCACGAAAUGCAUUGGACGGAAACGCAGUUGACAGCCACUCAGUGAAAACAGUCUACCCCAUACUGAAGGGGCUGGCGGAUGCAUGCUCUACUACUGCAAUGAUGUUUGCAUGCUCAACCUGCACUGGAGACGCUGAGAACAGUAAGGCGGUCUCAGGUGUCGGGGGUGGCUGUGGGUUGGUUACCCAUUGGGCAGGGCGAGGUACCAUUUCUUGAGAGGCGUUGACGAAAGCCGAUGUAACAGCGACUGGAUCCUCAAACAAUCUGUUGCAGGGCCU
Westerdykella ornata is the source of this 574-nucleotide messenger RNA. RefSeq lists its product as uncharacterized. The record is from RefSeq and is a predicted model, not a curated record. NCBI's taxonomy places the organism in Eukaryota, Fungi, Ascomycota, Dothideomycetes, Pleosporales, Sporormiaceae. The transcript has a single exon. The coding region runs from base 180 to 512 and encodes 110 amino acids.